AUGCCGGCUGACUUAGCUUGGGAUGACGGAGGAGAGUAUGCUCGUGCAGCGGAGGCUGCAGGUGUGGACGUGGGUGGCAUGCUGGAGGCCGGGGUUGAUGCAAAGCACCUCUUGGAAUUUGUCUCCAACUAUCGCAAGGAAGAAGGCGACAAGCUUGGCCUGUUGGACGAGCAGAAUCUAAAGUUUGCCACCAGCCAAGUGCUCCGCAAGGGGCCGAGGGCAGGCAACCAACGUCCACGACGGCCGCCUACUACUGCUACCGGAACUUCGUCUGCUUGGGGGUUUGGUACUCAAGGGGAAACGGACGAGGCGUCAAGGCGUGCAGUCGACUGCCAGUCUAGAAGGACUCGGAAAAGAACAUCCCCGAACCCGGAAGUACGCCAAUCGGCGAGGGUUGGCAUUGGGAAUGGGAAUACGCACCGGACGGGCGGGCGCCCGAGCGCUCCUGUAGCGUUUGGAGAGGACGAUGGGGUGGAAACGGCGAGACUUCGCAGUGAGCUUUUACGCUGGAGUUCUGCCUUAGAGGGUGCUGAGAAGCAGCUGGGGGGUAAUGGCGGGCCCGCUGGGAUGGAGAGUUGGACGGGCGGUGGUAUUGCACGUGCACGACAUGUGGCGAAGGCUGCGCCUGCCGAGGACGCAAAAGAAGAGGGCUCUGAGCAGAGCACACCAUCGAGACAAGUCGACGACGAUGAAAGCUUUGACAGCGAUCAAGAGGACGCAACGCAUCACGAUAGGCCUGCCUCGACGCGCGUAGAAGAGCGUCGGAACGAUAGGAGUGACACGAGACGGUCGCGUCGGCAGCGGGAUGAGGGCGAGGGCGAAGUCAGUGGUGACCGAGAUCGGCAUCGGAGCCACAGUCCCGAAGUCGUAGAUGACGUGGUCGAGGUCUGGGAGGAGAGCGAGGGAGAGCCUGCAUGUUCUUCCUCGCGGCGUCCCGGGGGGCGGGUGCGGGGCAGUAUUUCGACUUACGGGCAUGCCCGACCUACCCCGUCUUACGCUCUGCCGACCAAGCACUUCAAGACACCCGACAGGGAUCGGAGGCACGCAGUGUAUGCAGAGGAUGCUCGCGGGCAGAAGCAGAUGCAGCGACAGGCCCACUUGGAAGAGGAAAAUGCUGCCCUUAAGUUACGCUUAGAAGGGCUGAGGAGGGCUAUCCACGAGCUGGAACACCAGGCCAACACGCUGCGGGACGACGCGAGAAUACGCGAAGAAGAGUUUUCGCGGCUCAAGAAGAAACUCGCUGCCACUCCUUCGUCAGUGGCCGGAGGAAAGUGCUCUUGCUGUGCCAGCACUCACCAUGGACGCCAGAAGGCCGCUGGAGAAAACGGGCCAAGCGCCCUCAAGAAACGGGCCCUUGCUGCGGAGGGGCGGACCGAAACUCUGGAGAGGUGCCUCAGGGAAAGCAAGGCGAAAGAACAGAGGAGCAGGGAGAUCGUGGCAUCUCUCAAGCACAGCUACAGUGCUGCGCAGGCAAAAGCAGUCAGCCUAGAAGCUGAGUUAGAAUCGACAAGGAACUCUCUUUCGGAGGCGAGGCAAGAGAUCGUGGAGAGCCGGAGGGGUGCCAAGGGGCGCCUGAAGGAAACCCGAAAGCAACGUCGCCAGCAAGGGGAGAAAGAGAGAGAGGCAGAAACCGCUCGAGCGCAGGCGGCAGAUCUAGCGGGCAAGCUCAGGAAGGCGUCGCGAGAGAUCGAGAGGGCUCGGCUCGAGGCCGUAAAAUUGCGGGAGGAGAAAGCCCGGGUGGAAGGCGAGUCGCAAGAUCUGGCCCGUGAAAAUCGCAUGCUGCAAGAUCGUCUCAGCGACGGCAAGCUCCGGAGCAGGACACGCGAACGUGACCGCUGGAUCCUGGCAGAGCUUCGGUCUCAUUCUCAAUCAAGGUCUCCGAGCCGCCGACGAGCCGAAGGACAAGACUCCCGCCGCGACCCACCGCCGACCGCAUCACGCCCUGCUGCUCGGCAGCGCUCCUUGACGAGAGAAGACUUCCGGGCGCGGAACGACGGCGUGCGCCGAAGACAUCUGGGGGUACAAGACGCUUCGUUCGACUCCGCGUCGGAUUCCGAACCAUCCGUGCGUUGCCGUUCUCUUUCACCUCCCCCCAACCCCGGGUUGGGCGAAGGGCGCGCGGAGGGCGCAGGGGGGCGGUGGCUACCACCGAGAGAUAGCCGUCGCGUCCCCUGUGUACAGGGCCGGGUUGGUGGGUCUCCCGGUGGCUGGGGCGGGACGGGGCGGGGGCUGUCGACAAGAUCAGCUGACGGCGCGGAGGGCCCGCCGGGUGACGCGGCGGUUUUGCGGGGUAGUAGUACCCUAUCGGGAGGUAGCGCCAACGGUACCAUGAAAGCGAGGUACGAGCGGUUACAGGCCAUGUACAGGAGAGUCAACCGAAGAGAAGCUGGCGCUAGAGGAAGAUCGGGUGUGGCAUGA
This is a messenger RNA of Ectocarpus siliculosus, 2418 nucleotides long. NCBI's taxonomy places the organism in Eukaryota, Phaeophyceae, Ectocarpales, Ectocarpaceae. The record is from the annotation of a GenBank genome assembly.